Dracunculus medinensis (Guinea worm) is the source of this 1212-nucleotide messenger RNA. Lineage: Eukaryota; Metazoa; Nematoda; Chromadorea; Rhabditida; Dracunculidae. The record is from the annotation of a GenBank genome assembly.
AUGGACGAUGUAAAAAAUAAAUCACUGUUGAUUAGUUCAUCGAAAUAUGAUAGUGAAUUUGAAGAUUUUACUAUUCAAACAGAUAAAAUUUUAUUGGAAGACAAAUCCACAGAUAGUUUUGAACAUUGUACACGUGAAAUUCAAACAGAUAAAAUUUUAAUGAAAUCAACAAUUUCUGUAAAUAAGAUCGACGAAGAUUUGGUUAACAGUAUUAUCAAUAUUAUCAAUGAUAACAAUAAUUCAUCGAAUGGGAUUUUUAAAAAAUUUGAUUCAUUUUAUAUCACGAAUCAAAUUUUAAUAUCGCUUAUAAAACAAAUCAAAUUACAGGGAUAUUCGUUACCGAUAAUUGGUAUUGAAACUGGUGCAAAUAGUCACCUGGCGAUAUUAUAUGGCAAGGAGUACCACGAUUCUUGGUGUUUUCAUACAGGCAAAGUAAUGCACAUCCAUCGAUCUAAUAUGUAUCAUAUCCCGUGUCCUGGAUGUCCUCUCGCUGUUAGGUUCGGUCCACAAGCAGUUCUGGCGAUUGGUACGACUACGGGAAAGAUUAUUCUUGCACUGAACGGUGAAAUUCUAUCAGAGAGUGAGAUAAGUCCCUUUGCGAUAAGUUCAUUACAAUGGCUAACACUGGAGAAUUUUAUUGUUGGAACACUUGAUGGCAAAAUUAUCGUAUAUACGAUGAAAUCGACCCAAAUUGUGGAACGAAAACGAACAUCAUUAUCGAUAAGUGAUUUGCCUAGGAAACUACGAAAAUCAGACUCUGAUAUGCGGUCAGUCGGAAUCACAUCCGUGGCGGUAUAUGAUGAUUUAUUUGUUGGUGGAGAGACAGGUAAUAUAUGGCGAAUAACGCUAUCAGAUUUUUCUAAGACAAAUUUUGGCUCGCAAAUUGGUUGCAUUGAAAGAAUUCUCUGCACUACAUCAAAACUUAUCACAUUGACUUCAUUAGCUAAAGCAGCGGUUUGGUCAUAUAGUGGUGAUAUUUUAAUUAUAAUUGAUAGCAGAAUAAAUGAUAUUAAUUUAAUAAAUUCAAAUAUCAUGGUGUUCGACACAUGCGACCAUAAUGAAAUAAUCUUCUAUAGUCUCGAUGAUAAUAAAGAAAUUAAUAGAAAACAAUUGUCGCAUUCUUUAUUCAGUAUUAGUGAUAACAAAUAUUUGAUUUACAUUGAUAAUGAUAUGGAACUUCAUUUUUACGAUAUUAUUUUCAAAUCGGGUUGA